Molecule: messenger RNA, 518 nt
Organism: Thamnophis sirtalis
Lineage: Eukaryota; Metazoa; Chordata; Lepidosauria; Squamata; Natricidae
Gene: RPL28
Product: ribosomal protein L28
Biological process (GO): translation
Cellular component (GO): ribosome
Molecular function (GO): structural constituent of ribosome
Source: RefSeq, a predicted model, not a curated record
GCUCAGCCCUUCUUUUUCCGCUUCCGGUCGCAGUAUCGACAAGAGGGAAUCCUGCACAAUGUCUGCUCAUCUGCAAUGGAUGAUUGUUCGCAACUGCUCAAGUUUCCUUAUUAAAAGGAACAAGCAAACUUACAGCACGGAGCCCAACAACCUGAAGGCCCGUAACUCCUUCCGCUACAAUGGUCUGAUACAUCGCAAGACAGUAGGAGUAGAACCAGCUGCUGAUGGAAAGGGUAUUGUUGUAGUCCUUAAGAAGCGUGCAGGCCAGAGAAAGCCAGCCACUUCCUAUGAAAAAGUCACCAUCAACAAGAAUGCACGGGCCACUCUCAGCAGCCUCCGCUAUAUUAUUUGCAAGAAUAAUUACCGCAAGGAUCUGCGCAUGGCUGCCUUGCGUCGGGCAAGUGCAAUUUUGCGCAGCCAGAAGCCCGUGGUGGUGAAGAAGAAGAGGACUCGGGCUCCCAAGACUGCAUAAAAAACAGUUCUCAAAUUAUCUAAUAAAAGAAUACAACCAGAAAGCA